Centruroides sculpturatus (bark scorpion) is the source of this 510-nucleotide messenger RNA. RefSeq names its product peroxiredoxin-6-like. NCBI's taxonomy places the organism in Eukaryota, Metazoa, Arthropoda, Arachnida, Scorpiones, Buthidae. Gene Ontology annotation, molecular function: oxidoreductase activity; antioxidant activity. Gene Ontology annotation, biological process: cell redox homeostasis. The record is from RefSeq and is a predicted model, not a curated record. Gene Ontology annotation, cellular component: mitochondrion; cytosol. Bases 1 to 438 code for a protein of 145 amino acids. The transcript is spliced from 4 exons.
AUGGACAAACGUCGAAUCAUAAACGUUUAUAAUUAUAAUGAGAAAGUCGUUUUUUCAUUUUGGGCUAUUCUAUUUUCUCAUCCUGCUGAUUUUACUCCUGUAUGUACAACAGAACUUGGACGGGUAGCAAAAUUAGUUCCUGAAUUUAAUAAACGUGGUGUGAAAUUAAUAGCUCUUUCCUGUGAUAAUGUUGAUAGCCACAAGGGAUGGAUUAAAGACAUAUGUUCUUUUUCUGAACUUAAUAGUGAAGAAUUUCCAUAUCCUAUUAUAUCAGAUGAAGGACGAGAUUUGGCAGUUCAACUAGGCAUGAUUGAUCCUAAAGAAAAGGAUGAGAAGGGUUUACCACUAACAUGUCGUGCUGUUUUUAUAAUUGGACCAGACAAGAAAUUGAAAUUAUCAAUUUUAUAUCCUGCAACUACUGGUAGAAAUUUUGAGUAAGUACAUAAUGUUUAACUUUAUAUAUACUUUAUUUCAUACUUCUAACCCUUUUUAUUAUAUAUUAUAUUACUG